Molecule: messenger RNA, 1409 nt
Organism: Symphalangus syndactylus (siamang)
Lineage: Eukaryota; Metazoa; Chordata; Mammalia; Primates; Hylobatidae
Gene: MYBPHL
Product: myosin binding protein H like
Molecular function (GO): protein binding
Source: RefSeq, a predicted model, not a curated record
GCCAGCCUGGGAGCAGGUGCUCAGCCCCUCCCUCAUCACCAGCAGUGAAAAUCUAGAGCUGGAGCUCAGCCUCUGGGAAGGCCCAGCAUGGAGGCAGCCACAGCUCCGGAGGUGGCCGCAGGAUCCAAGCUGAAGGUGAAAGAAGCCAGCCCAGCGGAUGCUGAACCACCCCAGGCUUCACCUGGACAGGGGGCUGACAGCCCCAGUCCCCAGCUCCUGCCCCCUAUAGAAGAGCACCCCAAGAUCUGGCUACCUCGGGCCCUGAGGCAGACCUACAUCCGGAAGGUUGGGGACACAGUGAACCUACUGAUCCCAUUCCAGGGCAAGCCCAAACCUCAAGCCAUCUGGACACAUGAUGGCUGUGCCUUGGACACCAGGCGUGUGAGUGUGCGGAAUGGGGAGCGAGACUCCAUCCUCUUCAUCCGAGAAGCCCAACGUGCUGACUCAGGUCGCUACCAACUCCGUGUGCAGCUGGGUGGGCUGGAGGCCACCGCCACCAUUGACAUCCUGGUGAUUGAGAGGCCAGGCCCUCCUCAGAGUAUUAAGCUGGUGGACGUUUGGGGCUUCAACGCUACACUGGAAUGGACACCUCCCCAAGAUACGGGGAAUACAGCACUUCUGGGAUACACGGUGCAGAAGGCUGACACAAAAUCCGGGCUGUGGUUCACGGUGCUAGAGCACUAUCACCGCACCAGCUGCAUCGUCUCUGACCUCAUCAUCGGCAACUCCUAUGCCUUCCGCGUCUUUGCUGAAAACCAGUGCGGACUCAGUGAAACAGCCCCCAUCACCACGGACCUCGCCCACAUCCAGAAAGCAGCUACUGUUUACAAGACCAAGGGGUUUGCCCAACGAGACUUCUCUGAAGCCCCAAAGUUUACCCAGCCUCUGGCCGACUGCACUACAGUUACCGGCUAUAAUACCCAGCUCUUCUGCUGUGUCCGCGCCUCUCCCCGGCCCAAGAUCAUCUGGCUGAAGAACAAGAUGGAUAUCCAAGGCAACCCUAAGUACAGAGCCCUGACUCACCUGGGAAUCUGCUCCUUAGAGAUCCGCAAGCCGGGUCCCUUUGAUGGAGGCAUCUAUACCUGCAAGGCGGUGAACCCCCUAGGGGAGGCGUCUGUGGACUGUCGGGUGGAUGUGAAAGUUCCUAAUUGAGGACACCUAAGAAGGCGUGGUACUCUGACAAAGCCAGUGCCCAGCAAUGAAGUGAAUUCAUGGCACAAGAGCCAGGUACCAUGACAACAGUGCCCUCAGCAGCCUGGUGUCCUCUGGCCAUUUGCUGUCAUGGCUACAAAGUGCUCCCUCUUUUCAGUGCCUCCAGGAAGCCCGCCAGUGGUGAGACUGUGUCCUCAAGGAGCUUCGGCACCAUGUCUGGUUUGGAUUCAUCUAAAUAAAUAUGUGUUUCCCCAGUG